Quercus lobata is the source of this 939-nucleotide messenger RNA. Its product is annotated as proline-rich receptor-like protein kinase PERK10. Bases 159 to 662 code for a protein of 167 amino acids. The transcript is spliced from 2 exons. The record is from RefSeq and is a predicted model, not a curated record. NCBI's taxonomy places the organism in Eukaryota, Viridiplantae, Streptophyta, Magnoliopsida, Fagales, Fagaceae.
CCGUUCUCCUCUUGCUUUGACUGUAGCUGAGUCUCACACCACCGUCUACCAAAAAAUGGUGCUACAAGCAACUAUAAAAUCCUGCCUUUAUAUGGCUAUUUCAUUUUCAGAGCAAACGAGUAAAACCUCUACACCCAAAAUCCAAAUAUACUUUCACCAUGGCUAUCUUGUUGUUCACGUUGUUUACCAUCGCACCCCCACCCCCACCACCACCACCAGCCUUACCCCCUAUUACCCCUCCUCUCACUUCGCCUCCACCUCCCUCCCCCCUUACUCCACCAGCGCUGCCGCCGCCGCUAAAGUUUCCUCCAUUCCCACCUUUCCACCCAUCGCCACCACCACCACCACCACCCCAAACUCUGCAACCACCAGACACCACACCACCACCACCAAGCCGACCACCACUCGUGCCGCUUGCGUUGUUGGGUAUCUUAACUCUAACAGGUGGCCUCUUAGUCUUCUUUGCCAUUGCUCGCUACAACGGGCCUCGUAACGAGGAGAAUCUGGAGAGGUUAUCUCAGCCGGAGAACUCAAACCGAAGGGUACCGGAGCCUUACGAAUUGAGCGAUGUGACUGUGAGGCCUGAAUCUAAUUGGGUUGCAGACCUGCCGGAGCCGAUCAAGAGUCCUGCUCCUGCGGUGAGGGUGUCGGUGUAUAAGUAGUGAAAGAUGGAUUACAAAAAAUUCAGAGCCGCCGCGCAGUUUCAUCAAUCCUUACUUGGGGGGCUACGCUAUUGGGUGGUAGUAGUUUAUAUACUAUUAUGUGCUUGUAUUAUGGAACAAUGUUAAGCGUUUUGGAUGACUGAGUAUUACAACUUUGAUGAGAAUUUUAGUUAUGUAGGCCGACAUCCAUAAUGUCAUUUAAGUUUUUUCCCCCCCUUUAUUGUUUAUUUAAUAAUCGUGUGUUGUGUGAGUGUUUGAGGCAUAGCUGGGAAUCAUA